Messenger RNA from Oppiella nova, 898 nucleotides. Lineage: Eukaryota; Metazoa; Arthropoda; Arachnida; Sarcoptiformes; Oppiidae. The record is from the annotation of a GenBank genome assembly.
AUCUAUUUGUGGGCAAACAUCUCGCUGUACGCACCCAUCACUCUGCGGCCAUUGCCUCAAGACUUUGAACCUGUUUUGCUGGAAAUGCCGGUUAUUCGCAGCGAUGAGGAAGAGGAGGAAGAAAUCAAUGAAUCAAAUGCCGUAUUCGAUGGCACCGAAGAUGUAGAACAAAUGGAUACCAAUGAAGAUGUUGUAUAUAAAUCACCGGAACAGUUGACUAACGACUUGAUAACAUUGUCGUCGCUGCCGGACUCGAAGUGGAAAAAUCUCUUGUGUUUGGAUUUAAUUAAAAAACGGAAUAAACCCAAAGAACCGGUACAUAAGCCCGAAAACGCCCCCUUCUUUCUACCGACAGUCGCGGGACUCGAACCCAAGUUUGCCAUCGAAGACAAAGAUGACGACAAGAAUAAAGACAAACAAAUUGAUUCACAUAUUGUUGACAAAUUGAAACCCAUUUCAAUGUUUGGAAAGUUAAUCAUUACAUGCCAUGAGAAUGAGUCUAAUUAUGAGCCACUCCUGGAUCUCCUUAAAACGAUGGGUCCCUCAGCCAUCGACGCCGAGAUCCGAUCCUUAUCCACACAACUCAAUGGUUCGCCAAAUCUAUUGAUCUAUUUCUUGGACGCAAUGGAAGCGACGCUUAAGACUAAUAAGGACUUCGAACUGAUUCAGUCAUAUUUGGGACUAUUCCUCAAAAUACACACCGAAGAUAUCGUUACCAAUGAAGCCCUUAAGACACGGUGCGAACAGUUAUCCCAAAUGACUGAUGAGUUAUGGGAUAGACUAUCGAAAGAGUUUAAUAAGUCGUUGUGUUUAACAAAUUACUUGCGAAGCGCUGUCCUAUGAGUUAAUAAUGAGUUUUAUUUUGUGAUUAUUUAUGAGACGAUGUAAUAAAAGCACG